Molecule: messenger RNA, 2587 nt
Organism: Gymnogyps californianus (California condor)
Lineage: Eukaryota; Metazoa; Chordata; Aves; Accipitriformes; Cathartidae
Gene: CAPN5
Product: calpain 5
Exons: 13
Coding region: 50-1975 (641 amino acids)
Biological process (GO): proteolysis
Cellular component (GO): cytoplasm
Molecular function (GO): calcium-dependent cysteine-type endopeptidase activity
Source: RefSeq, a predicted model, not a curated record
AAAGCCAGGCUCCCGCUGCUGAUUCGUCUCAAGGGGACGGUGGGGAAGGAUGUUUUCCUCGGUGAAGCCGUACGAGAACCAGCGCUACGCCUCCCUGAAGAAGGAGUGUCAGCGGCGGAAGCAGCUCUUUGAGGACCCGCUUUUCCCCGCCAACGAUGACUCGCUCUUCUACAAGUCAAGGAUCCAGGGCAUCCAGUGGAAGCGACCGAAAGAAAUCUGCGAUGAUCCACAUCUCUUUGUGGACGGGAUCAGCUCCCAUGACUUACACCAGGGCCAGGUCGGGAACUGCUGGUUCGUGGCUGCCUGCUCCUCCCUGGCGUCCCGGGAGUCUCUGUGGCAGAAGGUCAUCCCAGACUGGAAGGAGCAGGAGUGGAAUCCCGAGAAACCCGAGAGCUACGUGGGGAUCUUCCACUUCCAGUUCUGGCGUUUCGGUCAGUGGCUGGAUGUGGUGAUAGAUGACCGCCUGCCCACACUCCACAACCAGCUCAUCUACUGCCACUCCAACUCCAGGAACGAGUUCUGGUGUGCCUUGGUGGAGAAGGCUUAUGCCAAGUUGUCGGGCUGUUAUGAGGCCCUGGAUGGAGGCAACACAGCUGAUGCCCUGGUAGACUUUACUGGUGGGGUCUCUGAACCUAUCGACCUGACCGAAGGGGACUACACUGCUGACGAAGCCAAGCGAAACCUCCUCUUCGAGCGUGUGUUGAAGGUGCACAACCGGGGAGGCCUCAUCAGCUGCUCCAUCAAAGCCACGUCAGCGGCUGACAUGGAGGCCCGCCUCGCCUGCGGACUGGUGAAGGGCCACGCGUACGCGGUGACGGAUGUGCGGAAGGUCCGCCUGGGCCACGGCCUGCUGUCCUUCUUCAAGUCGGAGAAGCUGGACAUGAUCCGCAUGCGCAACCCCUGGGGCGAGCGGGAGUGGAACGGCCCUUGGAGUGACACCUCUGAGGAGUGGCAGAAAGUGAGUAAAAGUGAGAGAGAGAAGAUGGGGAUGACGGUGGAAGACGAUGGAGAGUUCUGGAUGACCUUCGAAGAUUUCUGCAAAUACUUCACGGACAUCAUCAAGUGCCGUCUCAUCAACACAUCCUACCUGAGCAUCCACAAGACCUGGGAGGAGGCAGUGCUACACGGGGCGUGGACCAGAAACAAUGACCCCUUGAAGAACCGCUGUGGAGGCUGUAUCAACCACAAGGACACCUUUUUGCAGAACCCCCAAUACGUGUUUGAUGUGAAGAAGGCAGAAGAUGAAGUGCUGAUCUCCAUCCAGCAGAAGCCAAAAAGGACCAGUCGCAAAGAGGGCAAAGGAGAGAACUUGGCCAUAGGCUUUGAUAUCCAUAAGGUGGAGCUGAACAGGAACUACCGGAUGCACACCCUGCAGCAGAAGGUGGCCAGCUCCAUUUACAUCAACUCCCGCAGCGUCUUCCUGAGGACGGACCUGAAGGAAGGCCGCUACGUCAUCAUCCCCACCACUUUUGACCCCGGUCAUGUAGGCGAGUUCCUUCUCAGGAUUUUCACAGAUGUGCCUUCAGAUUGCCGAGAGCUGAUGCUGGAUGAGCCACCACACACCUGCUGGAGUGGGAUGUGUGGUUACCCGCAAGUGGUAUCCCAGAUCCAUGUCCUCGCCGCAGCUGGGCUGAAGAAUCAGGACUCCCAAGGAGGAGCUGACCCUUAUGUGAUCAUAAAGUGCGAAGGGCAAAAAGUUCGCUCUCCAGUCAAGAAGAACACAGUGUCUCCAGAAUUUGAUGUGAAAGGGCUCUUCUACCGCAAGAAGCCAGGACAACCCAUCAUUGUUCAGAUCUGGAACCACAACUUAAUAAGCGACGAGUUCUUGGGCCAAGUGGCGCUCAUGGGGGAUCCCAGCGACCGGCAGUCAGUGCACACGCUGCACCUCCAGGACAAGGGGAACAGGAGAUCAAACGAUCUUUCUGGAACCAUCGCUGUGAGGCUGCUCAGCAGUAGCAUCCUCACCAAUGUCUAAGUACUCAAGGACUCUUCUUCUGGUGCCACAUAUGUAUAUAUAAACAUGCAUACAUACACACAUGUACAGAUAUAUAUAUACGCACACAGAGCCUACCUACCAUCUGCAAAGUGUAUAUGAACUAUGCAUGCAUUCCACUCAAAGGAGCCAAUCUUGUGUUUUCAAUGUUAAAAAAUGGUGCCUUUUUGGGGAACCGCAACGAUCCUUCUGCUGGCGUCCUCUGCAGCCCCCAUCGCCGCCGUGUGCCCUGUGGGAUAGCUGCGAGCACGCUGUGUGUCCUGACAGCCAGAGCACGAUGCCCUGAUGCUGUUUGUUUACACGGGCUGGCACGCACGUGCCACCACGCACACGUGUGGCCACCGCGGUCCCACCAGCCGCUUCAAUGCAUCUUCGAUGUGUCUGCUUGGUUUUAGCGUAGCGUGCGUGGAGUCAUCUCCCGUGAAACUGCCAUUUAAUCGCUUCUCUGUGGAGGCACUUCAGCAAAAGAGAAGUGGAAAAAUAGAUUGGGGCCUUUUGGAUGUUUUCUGGGUACGGGUUUGCAUGCUUGCAACUGGAAGGAAAAUGCACCAAGGCGGUCCCAAAUCCCAAAUCCACAGGGGCAACAAGACUAAU